GUUACAGAGUAGAGGAGGACGAGGAUGCAGUGGGAAGGAGAUGCUGCAGAGAAGAGGCUGAAAACACGCCGGAGGACAGAGUGUGAGAUCCAGGACUCAAGAUGUAGGAGCUGCAUCGUCGUCAUCAUCAGAGAGACACUCAGCCGCGGUGGUGGGGGGGGGGUGGGGAUCGCACCGUAACAUCAGGGAGGACUUUGUGUGUUUAUAGGAUACAGUGAAGGUGGAGAGGUGAAACCCUGAGAAGUCCCCCCCUUCCCUCCACCUCUACGGGAGGAUGAAGAACUAGCCCCCCCGUGUUCAGUGUCGCUGUGAGGAUCAGAUGUUGUCCACGGCUCAGCAGAUGCUGCAGGAGAGCCGCUCAAAGAUCGAGCUGAUCCGCCUGCAGAUCAUCAGAGUCACCCAGGCGGGCGGGGGGGGCGGUGGAGGAAGCCCCGACACCCAUGGAGACGCUCCUCUGGACGCUCGCCUGAUGGAGCUGCAGCGCUUGGUGCGGAGGGAGGAGGACGCCUUGUCUCUGGCCCGGGACGUGGUGAAGCAGCUGGAGGGGAUCUCCUCUCUGGACCAGAAGGCCCUGGCCGAGGCUCAGUCCCGGGUGCACGAGUCCUCCCAGAAGCUGGAUCUUCUGCGGCUGUCUCUGGAGAGAUGCACCGAGGAGAAGAACCAGGGGCCCGAGGAGGGACCCGGGCGUCCCCUGUCCAGCUCGACGUCCACCGGGUCGCUCAAACCCGCCUACAUGACCGGAAGACUUGAAGUCCGACUUCUUGGAUGUGAAGAUUUACUGAAACCUUUGACCAGCUGGGAGCAGGAAAGCCCCCCGAGUCCCUCUGAGGAGAGUCCAGCAGCCCCCCGGGCCGAGGGACACUCCGAGGAGGUGGGUGCGGUGCUCCGGCUGGACGGCCGGGUGGUCGGUCGGACGCGCUGGGCUGCCGUCAGCAGGCUGACCUGGGAUCAGACCUUCUGCAUCCAGCUGGAGCGGGCUCGGGAGCUGGAGGUCGCGCUGUUCUGGCGGCAUCGGGGGGCCAUGUGCGCGGUGAGGUCCCUGCGGCUGGAGGAGAUGACGGACCACCUGGGCCCCAGCCGGGGGAUCAGGCUGGAGCCCCAGGGCCUCGUCUACGCGGAGCUUCGAUUCGUCGACGCCGUCGUAGAAAGGCAGCCGAAACUGAGACGUCAGCGAUGCAUCUUCACCAAGGAGAAAGGGAAGAACUUCCUCCGAGCGGCCCAGAUGAACAUGAACUUUGCCACGUGGGGCCACCUGAUGAUGAGCGUCCUUCCUCGCUACGGCUCCUUCACCACCUUCAGCUCCUCCCUCUACGCCACCCCCGACCCGUCGGCCGACCACGAACAACGUCCCGCGGAGGCGGAGCCUGAACGCACCGCCCCAGUUCAAAGCAGCGGAGCUCCAGAGACCCCAGUCGGGUUCCCUGAGGAUCGCCCACCUCCUGAGGAGGACGACGCCCUCGACCUCCCCGCAACGCGCCAAACAUCGCCAACGUCCACCGCGCCCCAAAUACUGUCGCCCAUAAACGACACAGAAGGAAGUGAAGACCCGCCUGCAUCUGCUCUAAAGAUGCAGAAGGAAGAUUUCAAAUACAUCUCUGUGCUGGGCAGAGGCCACUUUGGGAAGGUGCUGCUGGCCGAGUUCAAGAAGACAGAAAAACUUUACGCCAUCAAAGCCUUGAAGAAGAGAGACAUCGUGACCCGCGAUGAGGUGGACAGCCUGAUGAGCGAGAAGAGGAUCUUCGAGAUGAUCAACGCGUCCAGACACCCGUUCCUGGUGAGCCUGCACGGCUGCUUCCAGACCAGCGACCACGUCUGCUUCGUCAUGGAGUACCUGCCCGGAGGAGACCUCAUGAUCCACAUCCACAACCACGUCUUCAGCGAGGCCCAGACCCGGUUCUACUCGGCGUGUGUCCUGCUGGGUUUAGAGUUCCUCCACCUGAAUAAAAUCAUCUAUCGAGACCUGAAGCUGGACAACCUGCUGAUGGAUGCAGACGGAUUCAUAAAGAUCACAGACUUUGGGCUUUGUAAAGAAGGGAUGGGUCACGGAGACCGGACCUCCACCUUCUGCGGCACUCCAGAGUUUCUGGCUCCCGAGGUCCUGACGGACGACGACUACACCCGAGCGGUGGACUGGUGGGGGAUGGGGGUCCUCAUCUUUGAGAUGCUGAUAGGAGAGUCUCCGUUCCCCGGCGAGGACGAGGAGGAGGUGUUCGACAGCAUCGUCAACGACGACGUGCAGUAUCCCGGCUCUCUCCCCCCCGACGUCGUCUGCAUCAUCCAGAAACUGUUUAAGAAGAAUCCUCUGAAGAGACUCGGAGCCGGAGAGAGAGACGCCGCCGAGCUCAAAGGGGAGAAAUUCUUUGAGAGCAUCGACUGGGAGGCGCUGCUGGCCAAGAAGGUGACUCCGCCCUUCCUGCCGUCCAUCAAGGAGUCUGUGGACGUCGGCAACUUCGACAGCGAGUUCACGCGCCUGCAGCCCGUCAUGACGCCGCCCGCCAAGCCCUUCGUCCUCUCCGCCGAGCAGCAGGGGGCCUUCGCCGACUUUGACUUCUGCGCCGUGCACGGCUGAAGGGGUUUGGGGGGGGGGGGGGGGGGACCAGAGCGGGAAGAGAGGUUUCGUUUUGGAGAACCAUAUUUCAAGUAUCCUUUAAUCAGUUUAUUUAAUUCACAACAUUUACAAGUUUGGUAUGUUGACGUAUUAAUUAAUCAAUCGGCAUCUAAUCGCCGACCAAUUAAAGUCCCAGAUCAAGAACCUAAUUGCAACCAGGAGUGUGACACAUUUAAACUUCUUUUGAACGUCACUCUAUUAUAACUUUUGGAGUCUAUAGACUAAACGAAGGUUCUGAGUGUCAUUAAUCGUCCUGUGCAGAGAGUUAGAUGAGAAGUGAUGCCGGUAAACACAAGGCUACUGGUUAGCUUAGCCAGUUAGCUAGCCCCCGCUAGCGGUUUCCCCCAUUUCCAGACUUUAUGCUAAGCUAAGCUAGUGGACUGCCGACGGUAGGUCCAUGUGUGAACAGACAAAGGAGAUGCAACAUUAUCUCCUCACAAAGUCCCACUUUGUCAACGUAUUCCAUUAAAAACUAGAGCAGAACUAAAGCUGUGAGAACGCCGUGAAUUCUAAAACUCAAACUCCGAGCCUCACGAGGACUCAUUUCUUCACAGCUGGUCUUGAAAGCAUCACUUUGAGUACUUCCUGUUGGAUCAGCGCUCUGCAGACGAUGCGUGAAUGGUCCCACCGGUCAGCAGCCGAUCGGCGAACAACCAAACCAGGCGGCGUCCCGAGCAGAAGGGAUGUGCUCUCUGGGGAGAAUGUAAUCAUGAGCUCUGGUCAGCGAGCUAAAGUCACUGACCGAUUAUCUACUGGAUGGACUUUUAAAGUUAAAAACAUAGUAAAACACGUGUUGAAUGGACUUGUUCGAGCAGCCUGAGUGCCGCGGACGUUCAGCUUGCUUCGUGGCCUUUUGCUCAUUCUACACUUGUUUUAGGAUACGUGUCCUUAGGUACCGUUUGUGCUGCCGCCUCUAUGCAUCACUGUGACAGGCUCCGCCCACUGCCUUGACCACACCAAGCUAACGAGAAGCUAACCCGCUUCAUGGGGACGAGCCUUGAUUCUUAAAGUCUGAUGUGAUCAGUCGACACUCGGCCAGCUGCUCUCUGUGGACAUGCAUGAGAUACAUACAUAUAUAUAUAUAUAUACAAAAAGAGAAGCCAUAGAAAAUCUAGCAUAGCCAUAAUAGAGACAAAUAGCUGUAUUUUGUAUUUAGCAAAUCAUAUUCUGUUAUACUAAAGCUUUAUGAUGUCAACACAAGAAGAAGAGGAAGAUGAUCAAGUAUUUCCUUCCAUUACGUUUUAAACUCAUAAUGGAAGGAGCAUGGAGAGCACUUUAACAGAGCAACUUAACACCAAAUCCACCUUGUAGAGUCAUUUAAUCAUUCUAUUAAUCACCCCAGUCCACGGUUUAUUGUUCACAGCAGUUCAUUUUUUUAAGAGAAAUAUUGAGUAGAUCUAAAAGAAAUCUGUAACAUCUUCUUGUAUAUACCCCGCCCACAAACUACAAUGUCACGCCCCCAAUGUACAAUACAACGCCCCCAAAGUACAAUGCAACGCCCCCAAAGUGCACUGCAACGCCCCCAAAGUGCAAUGCAACGCCCCCAAAGUGCAAUGCAGCGCUUCCAAGUGUUUACAACCUCCUGACCGACUGCCAAGGACUCUGGAGUCUGAGGUGAGAUCCCACAGUGGCUGAGGCGCUCUGAUCUGAGUGUGUGUGUUUUUGGUUUGGAUUCGUUGUAAAGUCAUUUUCGCAUAGACUUCUAUGGGACCAGAGGAGUCGCCCCCUGCUGGUCACUACACAGAAUGCAGCUUUACCACAUGGCGCUUCAUGAGGUCCUCGUCUGAUCAAGAGCUCUGAUUUGAGUUUUUUCAAGGUGUGUCUUGGUGUUAAACUGCUCUUUAAAGAAAUAGGCUGAAGGUAAAAGGUUAAAAAGUGAGCAUUGUAUUGUGCUGAAGUGUCCCUGAGCAAGGCACUGAACCCUCCACCUGUGUGGGUGGAGGCUUUAUGAAUAAAAGGGGCAGUGGGGAUUU
Messenger RNA from Gasterosteus aculeatus aculeatus (three-spined stickleback), 4581 nucleotides. Lineage: Eukaryota; Metazoa; Chordata; Actinopteri; Perciformes; Gasterosteidae. The record is from RefSeq and is a predicted model, not a curated record.